AUGGCAUCCUACUUCCCCGAAGGCGAAUGCUUCUUCGUUCGGUCAUCCCUCAAGUACGGAAACAACUGGUCUGCAGACAACGCGGAACAGUUUUACAGCCAUGUCCUCAUCGAAUACCAGUGGAACGGCUGGGUCGGGAGCGGGAACAUCGCGCCGACGCACCCGCGGUCGAAAAUCCAGGCCGGGUACGCUAGCCUGUAUAACACGCGUUUCGUACAAUGGGACAGGUUCUUUGUCGGCGAAAGCAAGACCACGGAUCCGGGCAGCAUGCUCGCCAUCACCAGUCACCCAAACAGUCUGAACUGGAAUGAGAUGCGCGACCUCGACAGGGGCGGACCAAGAAAGUACAUUCUGCGACCCGUCAGGAUUCGCAACAAAGAGACCGAAUGGCUAUGGAUCGACGCAACGAUCCCCAUCCGGGCCAUCUACUUCCCCGUCUGCCAGCAGACCGACGAGGCGUACAAGCAGUACUGCACAUACGUCGUCAUCGACUUCAAGGCCCGGGACACCAUCAACUGCUUCAACACGGCCGGAGAGCCCCGCACCUACCCGUCCACCCGUGAGUCCGGUCUCGGCCUCGACCGGGGCCUAACGUGGCUCUUCAAGGUCCCGGACCUCGUCACCUACCUGACGAUCCCUCACAAGGUACGCAAUCCCGAGUACGGCGUCUACAAUGCACAGACCAAGACCGACGCGCUGUUCCUCGUCGCGUAUGCGGGGCUCAACUGGCGAUCCAACGAUACGCUGGCCGCGGAGGGCUUCCACCGCGAAAUUGACCUGGCCAAGGUCAUUAGCGCCACCUUUGGCGUCGAAGUCGGCUGGCGUCCGUACAAGUAUUCCUCCUUCAUCCUGGACCUGGUCACGCACGUCGUCCAGCUCGGUCUCGGCUUCAUUCCCGGGGCGGGACCGCUUUUGUCGGUGGCGUUUGGGAUCGGCCUCCAGCUUCUCAACGAUCCUGAUGCGUUCAAGGCGGAUAAUGUCCUGGAUAUUGGCGCCGCGGUUCUGUCGACGUUGAUCGCUUCGGCUGGGAAGUCAAAGAAGUACGUUGCUCCGGGCUUUCUUCCGGGUGCGUCCUUGUCGUCGGCAAGGAUGGCGAGUGUGCGGGUGGCGCCCCGGGUUUUGACUUCUGCACCAGAAGCGGACGAUAUGAUGGCUGAUGAGGUGGAGACUACGGACGAAGGUGACGUUGCCGAGAGGAAGAAGGCUGGCGAGGAAGAGAAUGCGCGAAUUACGGCGAGUAUCCAAGCGCAACGACAGGUUCUUGAGAUGACACUGGAUGAGGCAUUCCGAAGGGCUGGGUAUUGA
This is a messenger RNA of Colletotrichum orchidophilum, 1305 nucleotides long. RefSeq lists its product as uncharacterized. The coding region runs from base 1 to 1305 and encodes 434 amino acids. Lineage: Eukaryota; Fungi; Ascomycota; Sordariomycetes; Glomerellales; Glomerellaceae. The record is from RefSeq and is a predicted model, not a curated record. The transcript is spliced from 3 exons.